CAACGACAGAUGGAGCUCAAAGCAAAUAAAAAUUCAUAUCUUCUGAGUUAAUAUCGUUUGUUGAAUUGUCGUUUUGUCUAAACUUUGUACAAUUUACUAAUUAUGUCCUCUAAUUUUUUGAAAAUCUUUCAUUCCAUCUGUAAAUCAAUCAAAGAGGAGCCAAGAGAAAGAGGGGAUAAUAAACUUUCAGAAGACUUCUUAUCCCAGUUAGUCUAUUUAUUUGGCGAUGAUCUUGUCAAUGCAUUUGAUUUAAUAGAUAAAAAGCGUAUCUAUUUAGUUCGAAGUGACUCUGGAAGGCAAGUCUUCAAAGUCCUCAGCAAAGAUGGUGCUAAUUAUUAUAUCUGUUAUACCCAUGCUUACUAUUGUACUUGCCCAGCAUUUAAGCACAAAGUGAUUACUUCCGACUUGGUAAUGUGUAAACAUUUAACAGCAACUAGGAUCGCUGAUGCUAUGGGCUUAGUGGAGAUUGAAAAUAUUAACGACCAACAAAUGGCUGCUUUAUUGUAGUAAUUAACCUGGAAUAUCAACUUGCGGAGCAUUAAAUAAACAUGGAAGAAGCAAGAAUCCUAAAUCUAAAUAACCAAAGACAUCUUAAAAGUUAAAAUUUAAAAAGGUAGCAAAGGUGAAUGGUAGUCGGACCAAUGACCCUUGAAUGGAGGAAAGAUGGUGGACAAGAGGCAGCCCCAGACGAAGGUGAAGAUGAUAAUGAGUGUUUAAAAGACUCUUGGACUUUCAAAGAGAUACAGUGUAACGGGAUUGACAUUAAAUGGAGAGAUUGAGCUUCAAUUAA
Messenger RNA from Tetranychus urticae (two-spotted spider mite), 790 nucleotides. RefSeq names its product zinc finger SWIM domain-containing protein 7-like. Gene Ontology annotation, cellular component: Shu complex. Gene Ontology annotation, biological process: double-strand break repair via homologous recombination. Lineage: Eukaryota; Metazoa; Arthropoda; Arachnida; Trombidiformes; Tetranychidae. Gene Ontology annotation, molecular function: zinc ion binding. The record is from RefSeq and is a predicted model, not a curated record.